Pteronotus mesoamericanus is the source of this 1585-nucleotide messenger RNA. RefSeq names its product syntaxin 10 (gene STX10). The coding region runs from base 217 to 1032 and encodes 271 amino acids. Gene Ontology annotation, molecular function: SNARE binding; SNAP receptor activity. Gene Ontology annotation, cellular component: SNARE complex; endomembrane system; synaptic vesicle membrane. Gene Ontology annotation, biological process: Golgi vesicle transport; vesicle fusion; retrograde transport, endosome to Golgi. The transcript is spliced from 7 exons. The record is from RefSeq and is a predicted model, not a curated record. Lineage: Eukaryota; Metazoa; Chordata; Mammalia; Chiroptera; Mormoopidae.
AGAGGGGAGGGGGCUUAACCUCCGACGGGGGGGCGGUGACAUGUCUCUCGAAGACCCGUUUUUUGUAGUCCGAGGGUGAGUGACUGAUGGGGGAGGGCAGAGGGUGCCCGGGCCCCUGCCAGCCAGUGCCCGGAUGCGGGCCGCAGCGUGCCAACCGGUCCGGGGGUGCGCGGGUCGGGAUCGCCCGGUGGCCGAGUGAAAGAGGUACGCAGGGGGAUGUGGAGGUCCCCUGAACCGCACCCCCCUCAUUUGGGGGCGCAGCAAAGGGCGGGAGACCCGCCUGCUCCCAGCCGCGCCCGCUGUGCCCCUGCCUGCAGCGAGGUGCAGAAGGCGGUAAACACAGCCCGCGGGCUGUACCAGCGCUGGUGCGAGCUCCUGCAAGAGGGCGCAGCGGUCGGACGCGAGGAGCUGGACUGGACGACCAAUGAGCUGCGGAAUGGCCUGCGUAGCAUCGAGUGGGACCUCGAGGACCUGGAGGAGACCAUCGGCAUAGUGGAAGCCAACCCAGGCAAAUUCAAGCUCCCAGCUGGGGACCUGCAGGAGAGAAAGGUGUUCGUGGAGCGGAUGAGGGAGGCAGUCCAGGAAAUGAAGGACCAUAUGGUCAGUCCAGCAGCGGUAGCCUUCAUGGAGAGAAAUAAUAGAGAGAUGCUAACAGGCAAGCCAGCCACCCAGAAGUCAUCCAGUGACCUGCUAGAUGCCAGCAUGGUCUCAGCCACCUCCCGCUACCUUGAGGAGCAGCAGGCUACGCAGCAGCUGAUCAUGGACCAACAGGACCAACAGCUGGAAAUGGUGUCUGGGAGCAUCCAGGUUCUGAAACACAUGUCCAGCCGCGUUGGAGAGGAGCUGGAUGAACAGGGCGUCAUGCUGGAUGCCUUUGCUCAUGAAAUGGACCACACCCAGUCACGGAUGGAUGGGGUCCUCAGGAAGAUAGCCAAAGUAUCCCACAUGACAAGUGACCGCCGACAGUGGUAUGCAAUUGUGGUGCUGUUGGGAGUGCUUCUCCUGGUUCUCAUCCUGCUCUUCUCUCUCUGACCCUGGCUAUCUCCAGGGGGCUGAUCUCACAAGCUGGGGGAGCUGGUACGGCCCUGCCCCCUAGGAGAAGGGGGUCACACUGGGGGAGCUGUCCCAAGCCUCUUACCUAAAGCCAGUGGGACCCUCGGUGCCCUGGGUCAGAGCCUCUGCCAUGGGUCCUCUUUCAAGUGCGCUUAAGGAUUGGUGGAGGUAGGAGGACCACAGAACUCCUUGCUCCAUUUCUAUUUUCAGUGCCCCAAAGCCAUUCAUUUGCCCCCGUGCCUUCUACAUGUGCCACCUUGGAAAUAAAAUUCCAGCCUUUUUUAUACAUAUUAUAUGGUAUGUUGACUCGAACUUGUGGCUGCCUCCUGAAUGGGAACUCUUUAAUUCUAAGCCAGUUUGUAUGCAUUAUAGCCCGGGUGGGGUGUGUGUGUGUAUGUGUGUACAUGUGUGUUCAUGUUAUAGAUUUCAGUGGUCAGUAUUGGGGGCAGAAAAGACUGUUCUGGUUUAUUUCUUGGUUUUCAUGAUGGAUAAUUUGAUUACAUUUGAAAAUUUCAAACCGUGAAUCUUUCUU